UCGGGACCAAUGCCGCCUGCGCCGCCAGUGGUCAUCCCCAGUGGUAACAGCAUAAUCGUCAACCCACUCCAGCGGACAAACCCCGUCCUCGACGCGAUCCGCAACGUGAACAAGGAGUUUGGCGAUGUCGUGUGCGACUUCCAGGUCGGGAAGACAACGGGCGUGCUUUUCUUGAGCCUCAAAUACCACCGUCUUCAUCCUGAAUACAUCCACACUCGGAUUGAAAAACUGAGAAGUUCAUAUACUUUGCGCAUCCUACUGGUCGUUUCUGACGUCACAGAGCACCGGGAAGCCAUCAAAGAGCUCACAAAGGCAAAUGUGUUUAAUCAACAACAUCACUAUUCUCGUCGCCUUCUCGUAUGCUGCCUCUUCUUCGCAGCAUUGUCUUCAUAUAUUUUCAGUGUCGAAGAAGCUGGCCACUAUAUCGCCACAUUCAAGCAGUUCGAGCAUAAGCCCCCCGACAUGAUCAAAGAGCGUGUCGACAAAGACUACGAUUCGGUCCUCCGCUCUGCUCUCACGAGCAUCAGCAGAGUAAAUAAAACCGAUGUCGAAACACUCCGGACUUCCUUUGGAAGCUUCGCGAAUAUCGCACGUGCGACGUCUGACCAGCUGCAGGACAUGCCAGGCUUUGGCCAGGUCAAAGUGCGCAACAUAAAAAAUGCCUUCGAGAAACCACUUCGCAACCACGCGACAACAACGCUCGAUAUGAUGUCCCAGAAGGGUAAAGGCAAGCAGCGCGAAUCAAGUCCAGUCUGGGACAUCGAAAAUGAUGGUGUUGAGGGACAAACACGACCUGAAUCGCCCCCAUGGGACAUUGAAUUGGAUUUGAACGACUGA
Molecule: messenger RNA, 837 nt
Organism: Mycena indigotica
Lineage: Eukaryota; Fungi; Basidiomycota; Agaricomycetes; Agaricales; Mycenaceae
Product: DNA excision repair protein ERCC-1
Exons: 5
Coding region: 10-837 (275 amino acids)
Biological process (GO): nucleotide-excision repair; mitotic recombination; meiotic mismatch repair
Cellular component (GO): nucleus; ERCC4-ERCC1 complex; nucleotide-excision repair factor 1 complex
Molecular function (GO): single-stranded DNA binding; damaged DNA binding
Source: RefSeq, a predicted model, not a curated record